Molecule: messenger RNA, 1903 nt
Organism: Centrocercus urophasianus (Greater sage-grouse)
Lineage: Eukaryota; Metazoa; Chordata; Aves; Galliformes; Phasianidae
Gene: GPR85
Product: G protein-coupled receptor 85
Exons: 2
Coding region: 261-1373 (370 amino acids)
Biological process (GO): G protein-coupled receptor signaling pathway
Cellular component (GO): plasma membrane
Molecular function (GO): G protein-coupled receptor activity
Source: RefSeq, a predicted model, not a curated record
GGAGGCGAGGAGGGUUUUAAAGGAGGCCGGCGGGAUCCCGCGGGAAGGAGCGGCUGUGGCACGCGGGGCUCUCCGGCACCAACAGAUAUUUUGAUGGCAUGACAAAUCAGAACGAAGAGGAUGUACUGUAUGACUAGACACCAGAUCAGUUCUGUUUGUGGAUUACAUUUUCAGUAAGAUGUAUGGAUCUAUUUUUUCCUUCUUCUUAUAUAUAGAUCAUGAGACUUGACUGAGGCAAUAUACAUAUCAUCCAUCCAUCUAUGGCGAACUACAGCCAUGCAGCUGACAACAUUUUACAAAAUCUCUCUCCUUUAACAGCUUUUCUGAAACUGACUUCACUGGGUUUCAUAAUAGGAGUCAGUGUGGUGGGUAACCUUCUGAUCUCCAUUUUGCUAGUCAAAGAUAAGACCUUGCAUAGAGCUCCUUACUACUUCCUGUUGGAUCUUUGCUGCUCAGAUAUCCUCAGAUCUGCAAUUUGUUUCCCAUUUGUUUUCACCUCUGUAAAAAAUGGCUCUACUUGGACGUACGGGACUCUUACUUGCAAAGUGAUUGCCUUUUUGGGGGUUUUGUCCUGCUUUCACACCGCUUUCAUGUUAUUCUGCAUAAGCGUCACCAGAUACUUAGCUAUUGCCCACCACCGUUUUUAUACAAAGAGGCUGACCUUCUGGACUUGUUUGGCCGUGAUCUGUAUGGUGUGGACUCUCUCUGUAGCCAUGGCUUUCCCCCCAGUUUUAGAUGUGGGCACCUACUCGUUCAUUAGGGAGGAAGACCAGUGCACUUUCCAGCAUCGUUCCUUCAGGGCUAAUGAUUCUUUGGGAUUUAUGCUUCUUCUUGCCCUCAUCCUCCUAGCCACACAGCUUGUCUACCUCAAGCUGAUAUUUUUUGUUCACGAUCGCAGGAAAAUGAAGCCAGUCCAGUUUGUUGCAGCGGUGAGCCAGAACUGGACAUUUCACGGUCCCGGAGCGAGUGGUCAAGCAGCUGCUAAUUGGCUGGCUGGAUUUGGAAGGGGUCCCACACCGCCAACCUUGUUGGGAAUCAGGCAGAACGCCAACACCACGGGCAGGAGAAGGCUACUGGUUUUAGACGAGUUCAAAAUGGAGAAGAGAAUCAGCAGAAUGUUCUACAUCAUGACAUUCCUCUUUCUGACCUUGUGGGGUCCCUAUUUGGUAGCCUGUUACUGGAGAGUUUUUGCAAGAGGGCCUGUAGUACCGGGGGGAUUUCUAACGGCCGCUGUCUGGAUGAGUUUUGCCCAAGCUGGAAUCAAUCCUUUUGUCUGCAUUUUCUCCAACAGGGAGCUGAGGCGCUGUUUCAGCACAACCCUUCUUUACUGCAGAAAAUCCAGGUUACCAAGGGAACCUUACUGUGUUAUAUGAGGGAGCAUCUGUAAAUCUUUAGCCUUGUGAAACACUACCAUUCUCUGCUAAGCAAUUGUGGCCUGUAGCCAUGUCUUGAGAAGAAAAUCAAGAAUGGGAUGUCAGCAGUUGUAAGGAUUUGGGCAACAUUCUGCAGUCUUUGCAAUAGCUCACCUCUAAUCCUAUUUUAAACCUAAACAUGUUCCUGCUGACCACUGCUGAAGGUUUGUAAUUAAGAACAAAGGACUGAACUACUGCCCUGAAUUUCUUUAUGUGGUUGAAAUCUAGAUUAUGAAAGUAGCAGGUGCUAAGUAUCAGUGCUAAAUGCUGUGUAUAUCACUACAUAAAAUAAGACCAUCAGAAACAUUAGCAUUGGACAUCUUAAUAAAUUAAGUUGAUAUGAGGUUAAUGUGUUGAUAAAACUAAUUUUAGACAUCUGAAGACCUUUAAAACAUUUCAUACAAUUAUUGUUUUGCAAAGACUGAAAACUGGGGACUCAAGUACUGUAACUGAUUAAAGAUGUGCCAUGCAUUAUUGGAUUAUCACACUUA